GUUUAUUCAAUGAUUAUAAAUAAAAAAGAUUAAGCCGACGCUGAGCCGAGACUUAAAAAAGAAAGCCAAAAAAGUCAGAGCUAAAAUAAUUAAAUGUUAUUCAGACACCGUGUAGUCCCCACCACCAGCCUGUCCGAAAACCCAAACCUGUUUUGAUACACAAACAACACAGACCACCCCCAAAACUCACAUCUAUCUCUAUCUCUCUUCUCUGUCUCUCACUCUCCACUUUCCGAUCACCGACGAUUCAACAAAACAUAGUAAAAAACAAAGCAAAUUCUUUUUUUCUCCUUAGUUACUUCUUCUACAGAUUAUCUCAAUCUUACAGAGCACCAUGGAUCGUUGUAUCUAUGGUUGCUCCGUCAUUACUAUCUUCUUCUCCUUCUUCUUCCUCCUCAAUGCAUCCGCUUUAGAAUCGGGUCACCACAACAUAACUGGGUCGGGUCAAAUAAACUCAAACUCCGUCCUCGUAGCUCUCCUCGAUUCUCGUUACACUGAACUCGCCGAGCUAGUUGAGAAGGCUCUUCUUCUCCAAACCCUCGAAGACGCCGUUGGUCGUCACAAUAUUACUAUUUUCGCCCCACGCAAUGAAGCACUCGAGCGUGACCUUGACCCGGAUUUUAAACGGUUCUUGCUCCAACCAGGUAACCUCAAAUCUCUCCAAACGCUUCUCUUGUCUCACAUUAUCCCCAAACGAGUCGGGUCAAACCAAUGGCCUGAGGAGAAUUCGGGUCGGGUCAAACACGUCACGUUAGGGCAUGACCAAGUGCUGCAUUUGAGUAAACUCAAAGGAACAAAUGGAAAGAGAUUGGUGAAUUCCGCUGUAAUUACCCGACCCGAUGAUUUAACCCGACCCGACGGGUUGAUCCACGGAAUCGAACGGCUUUUAAUCCCUCGUUCCGUUCAAGAAGAUUUCAACCGACGGAGAAAUCUCCGAUCAAUCUCCGCCGUAUUACCCGAAGGAGCUCCGGAAAUCGACCCGAGAACCAACCGUCUCAAGAAAUCUGCCACCGCCGUCUCAGUACCCGCCGGAUCUCCACCAGUGCUUCCGAUUGAAUCCGCUAUGGCUCCAGGUCCAUCGCUAGCUCCGGCUCCGGCUCCAGGACCUGGAGGUGCACACAAACAUUUCAACGGCGAUGCUCAGGUCAAAGAUUUCAUCCACACAUUGUUACAUUACGGUGGAUACAACGAAAUGGCGGAUAUUCUCGUGAAUCUGACGUCACUUGCGACGGAGAUGGGUCGAUUGGUGUCAGAAGGUUACGUCCUCACCGUGUUAGCUCCGAACGAUGAAGCUAUGGGGAAAUUAACGACUGAUCAGCUUAGCGAGCCCGGAGCUCCGGAGCAAAUUAUGUAUUACCACAUUAUUCCAGAGUAUCAGACGGAGGAAAGCAUGUAUAAUUCUGUUAGGAGAUUUGGGAAGGUGAAGUAUGAAACGCUGCGUUUUCCUCACAAGGUUGGGGCUAAAGAAGCUGAUGGCUCGGUUAAAUUCGGUUCUGGUGACCGGUCGGCUUAUUUGUUUGAUCCGGAUAUUUACACCGAUGGUCGCAUUUCGGUUCAGGGGAUUGAUGGUGUUUUGUUCCCAGAGGAGAAGGAAGAAGAGACGGUUAAGAAACCGACCGGUCCGGUUAAGAAAGUUGUUCAGCCGAGAAGAGGGAAGUUGCUGGAAGUAGCAUGUAGUAUGCUUGGAGCUAUUGGGAAGGACUCAUAUCUAAGCAGAUGCUGAUGAAUUCACAAACCUGAAGAGAUUAUUGAAGGAAAAUCUCUCAAGUGUUAUCUGUAAACACACACAAAAGGUUCUUUGGAGCAGAAUGAAAGAUUUAGAAGAAGAGCAAAAAAAAAAAAAAAAAACAAGAGAGUAAUACAUCAAUGUCCAAAACUUCAAAAGAAUAUUCUUCAGUGGAAUAUGAGAAUAGGGUUUGUUGAGUUUUUUUAUAUAAAAAAUAUUUUUUUUGGGUGGGGUUUUGAUUUUGGGGUUAUAAAUACUGUAAUUAGAUAUAAGAACUCAUUUUUUCAAUUGAUUUGGUGUAUGAAAAAUGAAUCAAAAAGUGGGGAGCAAAAGAAAAAGUCUUGAGAACCCACCACCACUUUCUUUCUUCUACUUGGUCCUUUAUUUGUGAAUGGUUUGGUAAGUAAAAUUUCCACUUAAUUGAGAAUAGUAACAUCUUUUCAUCA
Messenger RNA from Arabidopsis thaliana (thale cress), 2172 nucleotides. RefSeq names its product FASCICLIN-like arabinogalactan protein 18 precursor (gene FLA18). The record is from RefSeq and is marked reviewed. Bases 335 to 1723 code for a protein of 462 amino acids. The transcript is spliced from 3 exons. Gene Ontology annotation, cellular component: membrane; extracellular region. NCBI's taxonomy places the organism in Eukaryota, Viridiplantae, Streptophyta, Magnoliopsida, Brassicales, Brassicaceae.